CCCCGCGGCGAGCUGUGAGUCCGGGUUCCCGUGUGACGUCACAGGGAGAUGUAUCCACACCGACCUGAGGUGCGACUCUGUGGACAACUGUGGGGACAGUAGUGACGAGAUGUCCUGCUUAACGUCAGGCGACACGUGGGUGUGCAGUGACGGGACCCCCGUCCCCUCCUCCCGCCUGUGCGACGGGAACAGGGACUGCACCGACCAUGGGGAUGAGAGGACAACUUUCCCCACCUACUGCAAUACAGUUGAAAUGGCGCCCUCUUGCUACCGUUCCGUGUACCUGCAGCCGGGCUCUAGCGGUUACAUCGUGUACAGCAACAACGCCAGUUACAGCGGCACCGUCUGCGCCACCCACCUCUACACCGGCGCCGGCUACACCGUGCGCCUCGGCCCGUGGGACAUGAGCGGCCUGCCCGGCGGGUGUGUGGACAUCGUGCACGUGUGUAGCGGGAACGCCAUGUACGAGUGUCAACAGAGUACCAGCAUUCGCAGCUACUGCGGAAACCGUUACGAGGAAUAUGUGUCGGACCCGCUGUCUGAUGUGACUCUCCGCUUGGAGGGGGGUUCUGCAAUAGGAGGAAACUUCCAGAUCUUCUACAGUGUGCAGUACAGCGGUCAACAAUCCCUGAGGGUCGCCGCCAUUGCUGGGAUCGGAACAGCUGGGGCUGUGGUCGUCCUCGCUUUGGUGGGCGUGGCGGUGUACUGUUGCUAUAGCAACAACAACAGGCCUUCGUCCUCCCCGAGAGUGACCCCCCACGAACACAUUCCGAUGCAGGACAGAGCGGCCGCCAUACAGACUCCGGCGUACCCACCACAAGUCUAUUCUACCGACAACGCGUGUCACCAACAUCCCAGGCUACGGCAGACCUACCAGGGACCACCACAUUACACGUCAGGGAUCUCUGCGCACACGUCAUCACCCCAGCCUUACACGUCUGUGCUCUCUGGGUACACAUCAUCAUCCCUGUCUUACACGGAUCUUCCGUACAACUUGCACACUCCCCCAGCGUACUCGGCUGAUCCAAGCUCCCAGCCCCCGCCCUACAUGACGUCACAGGAGCCGAACAACCAACCGGUCCCACAUCAACCCAAUACGGGCCACCAAGGGCUACCUUAUCCAGACUAACGGAUAUUGUUAAAACACAAUGCACGGGCAAUCUGAUCUUCCCUGGAUCGUUUGACACUCGAGUUAAAGAACCCAACACACGCAUAUCGAAAACAGUAGGCGUGACCAGUUGUGCUUGGCGUUACAGGUCCAUGCCUUCACUCUCGUCACUCGAUGACCAUUGAUACAUGGCCUGAACUUCGUGUGCAUUCCGCCAGCUAGUCGGCAAAACUUUAUAGCACUGUGGUAUUUACUAAAGGAUUGUUGACUCCAAGAAGAUGUAUGAAAUGUGAUAACAUUAAACCGCUUGCAGAAUACAAAUGAAGCGGCACCUCGCUGUUGUAACAUGAACUGCAUUUUAUCAUCUCAUACUGUCCAUCACAGAAAUGUCCACAUUUGUUUUCUUCGUGUACUAGUAUCAUUAUCACAUCACCAUGUAAGGGUUACAGUGGUUUCUAAUCUCAUCAAGAGGUGUCCAUUGCAUGUUGAGUACGGCCUCGUAAAGUUUUAUCACACAAAGUCCGCAUCAUUGAAUACACCAUGAA
This is a messenger RNA of Branchiostoma floridae (Florida lancelet), 1653 nucleotides long. RefSeq lists its product as uncharacterized. Bases 110 to 1129 code for a protein of 339 amino acids. The transcript has 5 exons. The record is from RefSeq and is a predicted model, not a curated record. Gene Ontology annotation, molecular function: protein binding. Lineage: Eukaryota; Metazoa; Chordata; Leptocardii; Amphioxiformes; Branchiostomatidae.